ACGCUGUGGGACAAAGGCAAAACACGCACUUCCAAAACGUAAACAAUGCAAUGAGCGAGGUGGAUGCGGUCGCGAACGAAUUGGACUUUAAAUUGGUGGUAACGAGGAAAGGAAAAAAUCGCUCAAAGCAGAGAAACAAAGCACACACGUUCGUACAUCAGCUGGAAGAUAAAGAACGCGUCGAUCGAACCGAAUUUUGCCAUAAGACAGUACUCACGCAGCUGCAGCAGGCCGAGGCGGACCUACUGCAGUCGGAGUUUUUGCGCGAGUGUUUGGAAAAGCUUGAGCCGGUCCUGGUCGGCGUACAAGACAUCAUUUGUCUCGGUUUGGGCAACUUUCUCGACUGCACGAUUGCACGCUACCAGCUGGCGUUCAUACGCUGUGUACGCAACAAAGCUAAUCUCACCGCGAAGGGACAAUUUUUCGAUCCAGUGUUUACCCCGUCGGAGGUGGACACGCUGCAGCACGCCCUUGGUGAAACCGUCCUGCAGGAGAAUCUCGAAGGCAAGUACAGUGUCGAGCGCAAAACACUGUUCUUCCUUCCACACUGUCCGAAGCAGAUCGUGAACAACUUGCUGUGGAAGAAUUGGUACCCGCACCGGCUACCGAACGUGGUGCUUCUUUGCAACAGUUUCAGCACGGUGGUGAACAACGCUCCGGACCGAUUGCUGCGCAUCAACGCGGGUUACAUCUUGCGCGCGGUCGACCUGUUUCAGGAAGUGCCACUACGCAACAGCUUCCGCUUCGGCGACAUAUUUAACGACACUUCGCUUCAUUAUUUUGCGAACAACGACCGCCCGGCAGGGGACAACGCUGCCGUUUGGGACUGCACCGUAGAACCAUCGUACGCGGAGGACGAUCUCGAGCUCAUUUCCAAGGAGAAGGUAGCAAAACUUGCAUUUGCUUGAAAGCUUUCGGCACCAUGGCAACCGCUAUCCGUGCAGCAGCCGGCAGCCGUUCGCUGAAGCAACUGCUUUCCGAGCUGAAAGCGAUCCGGUCGGCCGAAGACUCCGGUGCGUUCGCGCUGGCCUCGAAGUACAUCACCGACCAGUACCGGCGGUUCGAGACGACGGAACAGCAGCACUGCCGGGCGAAGGAGGAGCUGCAGUUCACGGCGGAGACGUACCGCUGCUACCUGGAGAGCUUGCGCAAGCUGAAGGACCUGAACGAAAGCUACCGCGGCAAGGGCGAACGCAGCAUCCGCGACACGGCGGAUAUGGUGGGCUUCAAGCUGCCGCACGAUCCCAAGUAGAUGGGCAGGUUGUGUUUCGGGGCUCAAACAAAAACAGUACCAGCCUGGCGUGUAAAAACGUAUAAAACGUAAGCAAAUCUACAUAUAAUAUUAUCAUUCUAAAAA
Molecule: messenger RNA, 1357 nt
Organism: Anopheles gambiae (African malaria mosquito)
Lineage: Eukaryota; Metazoa; Arthropoda; Insecta; Diptera; Culicidae
Product: SRR1-like protein
Exons: 2
Coding region: 51-908 (285 amino acids)
Biological process (GO): microtubule-based process
Cellular component (GO): cytoplasm; nucleus
Source: RefSeq, a predicted model, not a curated record